Cygnus olor (mute swan) is the source of this 2639-nucleotide messenger RNA. Its product is annotated as E3 ubiquitin-protein ligase TRIM7-like. The transcript is spliced from 7 exons. Lineage: Eukaryota; Metazoa; Chordata; Aves; Anseriformes; Anatidae. The record is from RefSeq and is a predicted model, not a curated record. Gene Ontology annotation, molecular function: protein binding; zinc ion binding. Bases 93 to 1637 code for a protein of 514 amino acids.
CCCGCCCCCGGCGGCCGGCAGUCGGGGCGGCGGCGCGGAGGGGAGCGGAGCUCGGAGCGCAGCGCUGCUCGUGGGCGGGGGGGGGGUCCGGCAUGGAGGCGCCGCCCGCUCCCCCCGCCGUGCCGCCGGCUCCCUGCAGCGCCGCCCGCAGCCUGCAGGACGAACUGACGUGCCCGGUGUGCCUGGAGUACUUCACCGACCCGGUGCUGGUGGCCGAGUGCGGCCACAACUUCUGCCGGGCCUGCGUGACCCAGUGCUGGGAGGACUCGGCCCGGCGGCUCUGCUGCCCGCAGUGCCGGGAACCGGUGCCGCAGCGGCUCUUCCGCCCCAACCGCUCCCUCGGCAACAUCGUCCACAUCGUCCGCCAGCUUGGGCUGCCCCCCGGCCCCGCCGAGCCGCCUCCGGGGCCUCCCGCCCCUUCUCCGCCUCUGCCCGCAGCAGCUCCGCCGGGUCCCCCGGGGCCUCCGCGGUGUCCCCGGCACGGCGAACCCCUGCGGCUCUUCUGCGUGCAGGACCGCCGGGCCGUCUGCGUGGUCUGCCACCUCUCCCGGGAGCACCGCACCCACACCGUGCUGCCCGCCGAGGAGGCGGCGCACGCCGCGGAGAUCUCUUCUGCCUUCCAGGAGGUGCCGCAGGAACAUUUGAGCUCCCUGCGAAAAGGGCGCGAAGAAGCCAAGGCUGAGAGGGAGAGGCAGAGCGAAGACUUGCUGAAGCAGACAGAAGUGGAGAGGCAGAAGAUCGUGGCCGAGUGCAAGGAGCUGCGAGGCUUCCUGGAGGAGAAGGAGCAGCUCCUGCUGUCCCGCCUGGAGGAGCUAGACAGAGACAUCGUGAAGAGGAGAGAUGAGAGCGUCUCCAGGCUCUCCGAGGAGAUCGCCCAGCUCGAUAAGCUGCUGGGGGAGCAGGGAGGAGAAAACGGCCCAGGGAACCAGUCCGGGCAGGUUGUCACCACGGCUGGAAGCAGCUUUGAGAGCUGGAUGUUUUGCAAGCCGGAGGCUGGCUUUGCCGAGCUGGAGAAGAAACUCAAGAGCUUUUCCCAGAAGAGCGCAGUGCUGAAAGAGGUCUUGCUGGAGUUCAAGGAGAACCUUCGGUUUGAGUUGGAGAACGAUACAGGUGAUCUCUCUCUGGAUCCGGACACAGCCAACCCUUACCUGGUGCUGUCGGAGGACAAGAGGAGCGUGCGGCUCAGGAGUGCCCCCCAGGAGCUGCCGGCCAACCCCAAGAGAUUCGAUUACUCCUUCUGCGUGCUGGCGGCCGAGGGUUUCGUAGCUGGGAGGCAUUACUGGGAGGUGGAGGUGGGCGACGGGGAGAGCUGGGUGCUGGGGGCGGCCCGCGAGUCGGUGCGGAGGAAGGAGAAAAUCGACUUCGCUCCCGAGGAGGGGAUCUGGGCGGUGGGGCUGAACUGGAAGGGGAAGAAUUGGGAUCAGUACCAGGCUUUCACCUCCCCGGAGACGCCCCUGUCCCUGUGCGAGAGGCCCAGGAAGAUCGGGGUGUACCUGGACUACGAAGGCGGGUGGGUGGCGUUCUACAACGCCGAUAACAUGGCUCCCAUCUUCACCUUCACGGCCGCUUUCACCGAGAAGAUCUUUCCUUUCUUCUGGCUCUUCUAUGUGGGCUCCUCGCUCUCCCUUUGCAAUUGACCUGUCUGGUUUCUUUCUUCCCCCCACCCUCUCCCCGAGGUGACCUGCAAGUAGUGCCCCGAUCCCGUUCCCUUUUUCCCCUCGCUUUCAGACAAAAGCCCCGAAACUCGUCCGUGUCCCUAGUUCAGCUUGGGGGGUUUCCUCUUUUUCUCGUUCUUGCAUUUAAAAACUUUGGGUCUCUCUUACCCCGAAAAAGGUUUUCUGGGGGCAUCAACCGUUGAGGGUGGACAAACCCUGCUGCUUAAGUAGCCCCUGUAUAGGGUUUUCUCCUCUCCACUCACGCUCUGGCCUGCUCUAUAAGCAACCCUCUUCCCUUUUCGUUGUUUUAAGUUGGCUGCCCCCGUGGCAAACCAGGGAGAAAAGCUCCGUCAGGGGUUUCUCGCUUCCUGCCUUCAGCCGUAGCAAAGCCGCCUGCUUCGUGCACCCCGGAAAGCUCUCGAGGGCUAGAAAACCUGUGUGAGGAGGAAAGGUACCGUACCCAACCCCUGAUUCCUGACACCGUUGCUCUGCAGGUCACCUUUUUAGCGUUUUUUCCGCCCCCAUCCCCCCCAUCCUCGCUUCUCCCUUCCUCGGGAAGGGGCCGAGCCUGUCUUUUGCUGCCACUAGAGAGCAAAAACCCCGCGAUCUUUCCCCCCCCCACCUUCCCGUUGUUGCCGAGGGUUUGUAGGGCCGAGCGCUGGGAUCCUGCGGCCCAGGAGCGAGGCAGGGCGAGCUCGGGGCGCUGGCUGCCAACCCAAAAGCUGUGGCGAGAGCCGUGGGCGCGCUGCCGACCCGGAGUCUCUGUGCCACCCGGAUUUUGGGGUUGGCUUUGGGGGAUUUUGGUCCCAGUGCAGGCUGCGUAGUGGGGUAAGGGGAGGGGGGGGGGGGGGAAGCCUCGUUCUAGGUGUGAUCUCGCGCGUGCUUACAAGACCCCUGCCCGCCCUCGUGUGACCCCGCGAUGCUGUUAUGUCUCUUUGCCCUGUUACUCUGUUUAGUGGGGAAAUAAAAGUUGCUGUGCAAAAG